AUGUCAAACGACGAAAGAACUUUCAUUGCUAUCAAGCCAGACGGUGUUGCCCGUGGUCUCGUUGGUGAAAUCAUCUCCCGUUUCCAAAGAAAGGGAUACACCCUCGUUGGUCUCAAGCAAGUUGUCCCAAGCAAGGACCUCGCUGAAUCCCACUAUGAAGAACACAAGGAACGUCCAUUCUUUAGUGGUCUCGUCUCUUUCAUUACCUCUGGUCCAGUCGUCGCUAUGGUCUGGGAAGGUAAGGGUUCCAUCGCCAUGGCUCGUGCUAUGAUCGGUGCUACCAACCCACUCGCCUCUGCUCCAGGCACCAUCCGUGGUGACUUUGGUGUUGAUGUUGGUCGUAACAUCAUCCACGGUUCUGAUUCCGCCGAUUCUGCCAAGAGAGAGAUCGCCCUUUGGUUCAAAUCCUGCGAACUUUUGACCGAAGUAGUCCGUUCAUCAAACUUAUAUGUUCCCUCCCUUUGGUGGCCCAUUGAGAAAAUUUGA
Messenger RNA from Cavenderia fasciculata, 486 nucleotides. RefSeq names its product nucleoside diphosphate kinase (gene ndkC-2). Lineage: Eukaryota; Evosea; Eumycetozoa; Acytosteliales; Cavenderiaceae. The record is from RefSeq and is a predicted model, not a curated record. The coding region runs from base 1 to 486 and encodes 161 amino acids. The transcript has 3 exons. Gene Ontology annotation, biological process: UTP biosynthetic process; GTP biosynthetic process; CTP biosynthetic process. Gene Ontology annotation, molecular function: nucleoside diphosphate kinase activity.